AUGCCUCGCCAUGCAUUUCUUCAAUCGAAAACAACUUUAACAACAUGUAAAAAAAAUUCAAAUCAAUCUGAGAGGAUUCAUGAUAAGGAAAAUGAAAAAAAUGACAAUGAUCAAAUGAGAAAAUAUUUAACAAAUAAAAGAGACAAUGUAGUCAUAUUUCAACAGCAUGGACAAAGAUGGUCUAAGAAUCAAUCAACAUCUGAUAAACGUUCACAACGUCGGCUAUCAUCUAAAAUGGGUACUACAUUUGCAGGUUCAAGAUCAGCAGUAUCAGAGUCACCAUCAACAGUACCAAAUGGUACACGAUCGAGUCUACUGAAUAGUCUUAGUCCUCCUUCACGAGAUAAAACUGCAGGACACGUUCCAUUGUCGACAACAAUUCUAUUAAAUGAUUCACGUUCACCACCACGUAUUAAAAUCCUUGAACUACGUGCUGAAAUCGAAAGUAAACCAACAUUAAUCGAUGAAACAUCAUCAUCCGUUUUAAAAUAUAAAACACCACAGUUUAAAUCACAUGUUACUUUUCAAAUGCCACCAAUCGAUGAAAAUCAAAAUUGGAAAGUCGGAUGGAUACAAGCUUGUACACAUAUGGAAUUUUUUAAUACAUAUGGAGAUCAUGGUUACACAUCAUGGGAAUUUCCUGAAAUGGUAACACGUGAAAAGCCAUUAAUAAAUGAUAGUGAUGGACGAAAUUAUCCGUGGUAUGGUAGUUCACAUCAAGUUGUAACUAUCAACGGACCUAUUCUAUCUACAUCAAAAUAUACAGUUACAAUGAGAGAUUUUUUUCAUCCUUGGUAUGUUUCAAUUAUGAGAAGAUUUAAAAAUAAAAAUAAAAAUCAUACAAUCUAA
Messenger RNA from Rotaria socialis, 849 nucleotides. The record is from the annotation of a GenBank genome assembly. Lineage: Eukaryota; Metazoa; Rotifera; Eurotatoria; Philodinida; Philodinidae.